Messenger RNA from Manihot esculenta (cassava), 1769 nucleotides. RefSeq names its product sugar transporter ERD6-like 5. Gene Ontology annotation, cellular component: membrane. The record is from RefSeq and is a predicted model, not a curated record. Lineage: Eukaryota; Viridiplantae; Streptophyta; Magnoliopsida; Malpighiales; Euphorbiaceae. Bases 144 to 1601 code for a protein of 485 amino acids. Gene Ontology annotation, molecular function: sugar transmembrane transporter activity. The transcript is spliced from 18 exons. Gene Ontology annotation, biological process: carbohydrate transport; transmembrane transport.
UCUUCGCCUUCAUUACUCCAGUUAAACCAAAACCGUCCCAGCGCUCUCUCUCUCUCUAACAAGGACUUGGCUUUGUCUUGAAUGCAGACAAGCUCUCCUACAAUUCCUUCACUUUCAUCUUGGUAACUGAAGAAAAUCAAGUAAUGGGCAGGGAAAACAUAGAAGAAGGAGAAUUAUCAAGCCCUCUGGUUCUCGAUAAUAGAUCUCAGAUUCGUGGAAGAGAUGAUGCUAGUGUUGGUGGAGAUGAGCAGGGUGGAGGUUCUUCAGUAACAACUGUGGUGGUGAUAAGCACCCUCGUUGCUGUCGCUGGUUCAUAUGUUUUUGGCUCAGCUGUAGGAUAUUCAUCACCCACACAAUCUGGAAUCAUGGAUGACCUCGGUCUCUCUGUGGCAGAGUACUCACUAUUUGGUUCUAUAUUAACAAUCGGGGCAAUGGUAGGCGCAAUAAUGAGUGGGAGGAUUGCAGAUUACACUGGUCGAAGAGGCCUAAUGGGCUUUUCAGAAAUAUUCUGCAUCAUAGGAUGGCUUGCAAUAGUAUUCUCAAAGGCUUCUUGGUGGCUUGAUGUUGGAAGACUCUUGGUAGGAUAUGGGAUUGGGCUGCUUGCUUAUGUGGUACCUAUUUACAUAGCUGAGAUUACACCCAAGGACAUUCGAGGAGCAUUCACCACGGUGCACCAGUUGAUGAUAUGUUGUGGUGCUUCGGCAAUGUAUCUUAUUGGAGCUUUUGUGCCCUGGAGAAUUUUGGCACUGAUUGGAACUAUUCCAUGUCUUUUUCAACUGCUUGGACUAUUCUUCAUUCCAGAAUCUCCUAGAUGGUUGGCAAAGAUUGGACGAUGGAAAGAGUGUGAAGCUGCUCUGCAGCGUCUUAGAGGGGAGAAUGCUGAUAUUUCUGAUGAAGCAGCUGAGAUUAAAGAUUACACAGAAGCCCUUCAACAGCAUUCUGAAUCUAACAUAUUUGAAUUGUUCCAAUGGAAAUAUGCUCAUUCACUCAUUGUUGGAGUGGGCCUGAUGGUGCUGCAACAAUUUGGAGGGGUCAAUGGCAUUGCAUUUUAUGCAAGUUCUAUAUUUGAAUCAGCUGGUUUCUCUGGUAGUGUUGGGACUAUUUCAAUGGUUGUUGUCCAGGUUCCAAUGACAGCACUGGGAGUAGUCUUGAUGGAUAUAUCCGGGAGAAGACCACUUCUGAUGAUCUCUGCAGCUGGAACUUGCUUAGGUUGCUUUCUUGUAGCACUUUCAUUUUUGUCACAGGACCUUCACAAAUGGCUGGAGUUCUCUCCCUUUUUGGCACUUAUUGGCGUACUGACUUAUACAGGAUCAUUCUCACUAGGCAUGGGAGGAAUUCCUUGGGUUAUAAUGUCCGAGGUAUUUCCUAUAAACAUGAAGGGCACUGCUGGAAGUCUAGUGACAGUAGUUAACUGGUUAGGUUCUUGGAUUAUCUCCUAUGCUUUUAACUUCCUAAUGAGCUGGAGUUCAUCAGGGACAUUCUUCAUAUUCUCAAGCAUAUGUGGUUUAACUGUUCUGUUCGUCUCGAAGCUGGUGCCAGAGACCAAGGGACGAACAUUGGAAGAAAUACAAGCAUCCAUGAAUCCAUUUUCAGCAAAGUGAACAGUGUUUUCACGGCUGCAACCUGUAGUGAAGCCCGAGUUCUGUAACCUGAAAUACAUUGGUACUGAGUAUGAACAAACAUACUGAUUUGCAUGAGAAACAAGCUUGAAACUAUGUAUUAAAAUAAUAUUUCAUAUUAAUAAUCUAAGCCAAGAAUUGAUUAAAGCA